Messenger RNA from Phytophthora nicotianae INRA-310, 357 nucleotides. RefSeq lists its product as hypothetical. Gene Ontology annotation, molecular function: ATP binding; ATPase-coupled transmembrane transporter activity. Gene Ontology annotation, cellular component: membrane. The transcript has a single exon. Gene Ontology annotation, biological process: transmembrane transport. The record is from RefSeq and is a predicted model, not a curated record. Bases 1 to 357 code for a protein of 118 amino acids. NCBI's taxonomy places the organism in Eukaryota, Oomycota, Peronosporomycetes, Peronosporales, Peronosporaceae.
AUGCACCAUAGAGAUCUAUCAAAUCAGAAGAAAACCACUGUUCCACGAACAGGCCAUCAAGGGUACAAGUGGCUCUACUACAUUACACCACACAAGUACUCGCUGGCUUUGGUCGCAUCUCUGGUGUUUGGAGACUGCCCUAGUGACGGGGACGGUUCAGAAGUUGGAUGUCAUGUCAUGACUGGGUUGCCACCUUCGCUUCCAGAGAACAUGAAAGUGAAGGACUACCUUGGGGACGUCUUCCUGAUGAAGCACGGCGAGAUCUGGGAAAAUUUCGGCUUCUUCUUGGGUUUUAUUGCGGUGUACCGGAUGCUGGGGCUGUUAGCCUUAAGCUUUAUCAACCACCAAAAGAAGUAG